AUGAGUCGCUAAAAUUUCACUUUAAUUAAAUCAAAAAACACAUGUUUAGAAGAUUAACAAAUAUUAGAAAUCAUAAGAAGGCAAGAACUAAGAUUAUAGAUAAAGAGAGACCAGAACGAUUAGGAGUUCAAAAAAAAGAGAUUAAUAAAUUCGAACUCAAUUUUUCCUUUGCCUUAACACAAUUUAAACUCCUUUGACAAAAAACUCAAUAAGUAUUAGGACAUAUUUAGUUUAAUUGAAUUAGUUACAUACGGAUUGAGGUCCAAGAAAUUAAAAUUAUCCCAAUAGAUAACUUGACUAAUUAAAGAAUUAUAAAAUUCUAUUACUUAUAUUAACUUUAAAAGUAUUAGAAGAAAUAUUGUAAUCAUUAAUUUAAGAAAAUAUGGUGGAUUCCUCAAAUCAAAAUACAGAAACUAACAAAGUGAAAGGGCUUUAGGAAUAAAAAGAUAUAAUAUAAAAGGAAUUAAUAAAACUUGUAUUAAAAGAUAAAAAAAUUCAUUAUUUGAUGAAUUGAAAUUGAAACUUUCAAAUUUGCCAGCUAUCUCUCUAAAUUAAAAUAAAUUUUUGUAAGAAACUUAAAAUCUGAUUCAGUUUAUUACACAUAAGAGAGAAGAGUUAGAAAAGUUUGAAAUUUCUUUACUACAAAAUAAUACUCAAAUGUUAUAAUUUCUUGAUAAUUAAUUAAAUAAACGUUAUGAGUAUUAUGAAGACACAAACUAAGAAUUAAUAAAGGAUAGUCAAGAGUAAAUGUUAUUUCUUAAGAAAAUUGUUUAAAUCAAGUAUGAAAUUGAAAAUAAAUUUAAAAGUGAAAAUCUUAAGGAAAUUAAAUUACAGUUUGAAGAUAUGAAUUUCUUAUAAUAUCUUUAAAACUUAAAGUUCAAACAUCUCAAGCUACUUAGAAAAGUCUUUAUAAACUAUGUUGGUGUCAACAAACCCAUAGGAAUUACCAAAAUUAUAAGAAUCUAUAAAUCUUCAUGA
This is a messenger RNA of Paramecium sonneborni, 978 nucleotides long. The record is from the annotation of a GenBank genome assembly. NCBI's taxonomy places the organism in Eukaryota, Ciliophora, Oligohymenophorea, Peniculida, Parameciidae.